Prunus armeniaca (apricot) is the source of this 624-nucleotide messenger RNA. Lineage: Eukaryota; Viridiplantae; Streptophyta; Magnoliopsida; Rosales; Rosaceae. The record is from the annotation of a GenBank genome assembly.
AUGGAUGUGAGGAGAAUAGUGGUGGUGGUUGAAGACGUGGAAGCGGCAAGAACAGCUCUGAAAUGGGCACUUGACAACCUUGUUCGCUAUGGGGACUUGAUAACUCUGCUCCAUGUUUUUUCAACCUCAAGAUCCAGAAACAAGAACAAAACCAGGCUUCUCCGCUUAAAGGGAUUCCAGUUGACCCUCUCUUUCAAAGACAUCUGCAACACCUUCCCCAACACAAAGGUUGAAAUGAUUGUGACAGAAGGUGAUCAAGAUGGGAGGAAGAUUGCAGCUGUGGUGACAGAGAUUGGGGCUUCAACUCUUGUGCUUGGCCUCCAUGAUCACAGCUUUCUCUACAGGUUGGCAAUGGCCCACGGCAGCAGCAGCAUUGCAAACAAGUUGAAUUGUAGAAUUCUGGGCAUCAAGCAACCACCACCCUCCUCCACACCAUUACGUACGAGGACCAGUGGAACAGCAACACCAGUCCUCGACAGUUGUUCAACCAACAAUAUGGACUUUUCACAGAUUGACAUUGCUGGAUUACAUGUCCCUGAUGUUCCUCCACCGAAAGUCCCGUACAGAAUCUGCCCAAACCCUUAUGCCAUCAUUUGGAAAUCAAGGAAGUCAAGGAGAAAGUGA